AUGACAAAGCGUAUUCCUACUGCUCCCCGCCGACCCAACCUACGCAUGAAUGCUGUUCUUAAUAGCACAAUUGCAGGUGUUAUUGCUCCAAUUGAUACACCAACUCCAGAAGUAGCAGUUGACACAGCCCCUGAAGUUCAAGUCGCUGUGACCCCAAUGGAUCACGUCCUUACCUUGUUGGCAGCCAACAAUGUGUCGAUGCAAUCCUUGCAAGAAAAUGCAAAAGGAGUGACUGAUGCAAUAACUCAUUUGAAGAAUGGCCUGGAUUUGUCCAACAAGACAAAUGAAUUUUUGAAGAACUCGGUCCUUCAGCUCAUGACUGAAAAUGCUGAAAUAAAAAAGGCAAUGACCAGCCAAAAUUCCGUGAUGCCUUCUGCUGUACCAGUGGAUUCUUCUUCUUCCAUGGAUGAUGAUCUUGACCUUGGAGUGAAACAUCAUCCCUUGAUUUCUCAACUUAUCAAUAGUUACAUCAAGAAACCGAACUUUGUUAGCACAGACCUGCUCAAAGUUACUGAGAAUAAUAAUAGAUCAGCAUGGUCAAUGACUGGCACGUAUGGCGACAAGUACAACAAGACACUUGCACUGGCUCUCUUCAAGUACCUGAGACCUCAAAGAUGUUGCACAAAUGUGUCAAAGAGUGUCAUUAUGAAUAUAAUAAAGAAUCACUACCAAAAUCAACUUCUUGACCGUUGUAUUAUCACGUACCAGACAUACACAGAGGCUAUUCAUGAGGGCAUGAAUCGAUGUGAUUGCGGAAAUAUUCUUUCUAUUGACGUGAUGUCUGAUGGCAAGUCGGAUGGAGAUAACAAAGUGCGGGCAUAUCGUCCCAGCUGGAGAACUGAUGAGCUCCAGACGUUUAUUAGUACUAUUGAUGAACUUACUGUUAUCCGUUUGAAGAAAAAUUCAGAAAGCUUGAAAAAGCGCAUCCCUUAUGAGAAAGAAGUGAGCAUUCCCAAGAAUUUGGCAGUCACUUUACCAGAUUGGUGCUUUUCAAAAUAA
Messenger RNA from Phycomyces blakesleeanus NRRL 1555(-), 999 nucleotides. RefSeq lists its product as hypothetical. The record is from RefSeq and is a predicted model, not a curated record. The coding region runs from base 1 to 999 and encodes 332 amino acids. NCBI's taxonomy places the organism in Eukaryota, Fungi, Mucoromycota, Mucoromycetes, Mucorales, Phycomycetaceae. The transcript has 4 exons.